Copidosoma floridanum is the source of this 6383-nucleotide messenger RNA. It is a transcript of the gene cnc, whose product is annotated as NFE2 like bZIP transcription factor cap-n-collar. Lineage: Eukaryota; Metazoa; Arthropoda; Insecta; Hymenoptera; Encyrtidae. The record is from RefSeq and is a predicted model, not a curated record. Gene Ontology annotation, cellular component: nucleus. Gene Ontology annotation, biological process: regulation of transcription by RNA polymerase II. Gene Ontology annotation, molecular function: RNA polymerase II cis-regulatory region sequence-specific DNA binding; DNA-binding transcription factor activity, RNA polymerase II-specific.
UAUACAUACCUGUGGUUGCAUAUAUAUAUAUAUACGUACGGUAGUGGCGUGUAGCGUAGUUUUAUUGCAUCUUGCGUCAGUUGAGUCAGUUUAACUGUGCUUUUGAGGUUGUCCCGGCUAUCGGUGCCUUCACCUUAUUAAUCAUAAAGUGCAUCGAGUGCUAUUUUCAAAGGAUUGGAAAUAUAAAAAAAAAAAAACAAAUCAAGUAGCAUCAACUGUGAACUGUGAACGUAAAUGAGUGCAAUCGGGAAACAGAGCAUCGAGUAAAAACAAACGGCCAGCACAUCAACAGCAACCGAAAAUCGGAGCACGCCGAUGGCUAGCACACGACACGAACGACAGUGGCGGCGACGGUGGUGAUUCCAACGUACAGCGGGAGAUUCAAACGAACUGCAAGACUAGUAGAACACUGUACAGGGGGUGCAUUGCAUCAUAUACAAUCAAUUUGUUGUAUGGAUAGUGCAAAUGUUUGGUGUUUUGUGUCAUUAUCAUUGAUAAUUGUAAUAUUUCUCAAUCGAGGUUAUGAUUUGUGUAUCUUGUGCAGUGGCAACUGAGUGAGACAUCGCACGUUAUAUUAUACAUCCGAACCGGCUGAGCAAGCCAGCCAAACGAAGAGGAAAAAGCACAAGAGAGGAGGAUAAUGCACACGCGUAUAUAGAGGUACCUUUGAAACCCCCACAUUGCAUGCACAUCAGCAAACACGGAGCAGCUCGAGAACUGCUUCCCGAGCCGCGACUGGACUGACUGGCUCGGCUGUUGCUUUUGCGUCGUGGUUGCGAAGAUGACAUGCUCGCGAGCCGCUCCUGUUCUCUUGUGAGGCUAUCGCGACUCCUUUCUGCAUCAGUUCUAGUGUCACUGUCUCCUAAUAUCAUUCGGAACAACGAGUGCCAUGGCCCUGAUGCAGUUCUGAACGAUUACGCACUGCCCACCCGUGCAGUUCUCGAUAGCUGCUCUCCACAACACUACAGUUCAGAGAGUACUGCUCCGAGGUUUGUUUACCUAUACUCUGCGCCUCGUCAGCUGAUUUCUGCUCCGAUUUGACGCCGAUCUACUACUGUGUGUGUGUGUGCAUAUACUUAUAUAGUACAUAUAUACAUAAGUCAGCCCUCGUGUAUGUGUAUUAUUAUAUAUGUAGUACCUAACUGCCGUUGACUUUGGUGGUCAUCAUCAGAUCUGUACACUGCAGCAUCCGUCAAUCAUAAAACCACCUGUGACGACUAUAGGUAUUUUACACAAGAGGCUGUAUACAUAUAUAUUAUACAUUUGGAGGGAGAAAGCGUGUAACUCCAUGUAGAUCCGUCAGUUCAAUGGCUAACGCGCGGUGGAUUUGAAAAAGCGUUAUAAAAAACGAAGAUGGUUGUACAUUGUUUUACCAAUUAUUUGAGUUGAUUUUUAAAAUUCGGUGCGGCAACUCUUUUUCUUUUUAGCCAAGUCAAGUCCCCGCAAUCAGCUCAAUUAUAUUUUUGUACCGAUACACAUGUCGGUGUAGGUGCUUGCAGAAACAACAGAUUACAGAAAUCUAAUCUUUUUUUUUUUUUUUUUUUUUCACUUUACACGCGCUUCAAAGAGUCAACCUACACUGCCACAGGUGAAAUUGGUAAAGGUGAUCAUUGCACGAGUGACAACAAAGCAAAAUAACCGACGAAAUACCUACACUACACGUUUGCCCAAGUCAUGAUUGUUAAUAAUAUUAAUAAUAUUAAUGAUGAUGGUAAUGACUAGAAGUGAAACGAAAAUGAUGUUCCUUCCCAACUGUACGCGUUUGUGGGACAGUGAAGUGCAGAAAUACCGAAAUCUCGUUCGUUACGAUGUCUCACUGACUUCUUGCAGCUAGCAAUGACCGCGCAAAGUGACUGUGCAGCAACUGGUUGUAGUGAAUCCGUGAUGAAUUAAUAGAAUAUAGAGUACUUAAGAAGAAGAAAAACAAAAACCAAGUCAAGUGUCUUGCGUGUACAAUACCAUCGGCUGUUGCCAAGACUGCCUGCCAGUACCUGUAAAAACUAAUAAAAAAAAAACUUGCCAGAGAAAGAGACUGCCAAAGUAAAAAAGGAAGUAGAAUAAAAAAAAAAAAAAAAAAAAAUCGAAAUGCUGAGCCUGAAGAAGUUUUACGGCGACGAGCUGCUGCAGCUGGCGCUCCUGCUGUCUCUGCUGCGGGUGGACCCGGACUCCUACCUGGGCCUGGACAUCCAGACGAUCCGCGUGGGCUCGCUCGGCCUGAACAGCGGCUCGGGCUGGCACACGGACGCCCGGACCAUCGUCCACCGGCCGGUUUACGUCCACCCGAAGAACCUCGACUCGCUCCUGUUGAGCUACGAGAGGGACCUCUUCGAGGACUUGAACGCCCUUGGCCGCUACAACAGAAUAAACUCCGCGCACAACGACAUACACGCGUACCUGCUCAACGUCAACGACAAAGCCGGGACGAGCACCGAGGCCACGAUCGACGACGCUGGGAAUGACACCUCGCCGAACCCACCCCAGACCACGCAGACGCCCCUCCUCGACGCGGACCCGCAGCUCAGCCCCGCUUCCUCCGUCGAGCUCACCCAAGAGGACAUGGACCUCAUAGAGGUGCUGUGGAAGCAGGACGUGGACCUUGGAUUCACGCUGGUCGAUCCGGUGGUGCCGGCCAAAAGUGCGGCCACCUCGUCGAAAAAGGAGUCCGAGGAUGACAUCGAGAAGCUCAAAGCUCUCGAGGCCAUCAAUGCGUCCAAUGACCAAUUGAAGGAAGCUAAAGAAGUCAAGGAAGAGCCGCACAAGGACGACGACCCAUGGGCCGGACUCCAGUACACCAUUGAUCUGGAAACAGGCGAGUACAUCAUCUGCGCGGGAAGCAGCGGCUGCUCGUCGGCGUCCCCCGAGUCAUCCCCGGAGCAGGGCGAGGCCGCGAACGAGGCGGAAAGGAAGAAGAGAAGGAGCAAAAAGAGCCACGACAAGCCGGCAGGAGCGGAGGAGGAGGAGGAGGAUCAGCAGUUGCUGACAGCCGCGGAGGCCAGCCUGAGCGAGCUGGUCGGCUUUGGUGGCGAGGACUCGCUCGACCUCGGCCUCGAGGAUGACUUUGCCGCUGAACUCCUGCUAGGCGACGGCUGCCUCUUAGACGACGACUACCCACCCGUAAACGCUUUCCUGGGCAACGACUCGCUCGGCCUGCCCGACGGCUUCAACCUCGAGGAGGCGCUCCAGCUCGUCGGCCUCGAUGAGGCUCAGCUCGAGAAAAAACAACUCGACGUGAAGAAGAAGAAAAAAAAGUCGAGGAGGAAGAAGAGGAGGAGGAGGAGGGGCAGCGGCGCCGGUGAGGAUCCGCGAGCCUCGACCGGGGAAGACGACGAGGACUACGAGAGCGGCAGUUCCGUGGCGACCAACAUGCUUCACCAUCAGCACCCGACUCAGUACCACCAUGCCCACCACUCGCACCCUCACCGAUUUCAGAGCCGCAUGUCGCCAUUCAUGCGCUCAGAUAUAUCGCCCUUUUUCAUGGCUGGGGCUGGUAGCGAGCACUACACCCAUCCGGGCCACCAUCACUACUACCACCCGAACCACUUCAGCUACCCGAGUCAUCAUGAGGCAGCAGCAGUGGCAGCGGCGGCUGCAGCCUCGGGAGCGACUCCGCCUGGGGUAUUGCUCAACAAUGCCACCCUUCCGCCGCCCGUUGGUGACAACUGCACCGGUAGCACCAGCUACCACAAUCACGCUGGACCGGCCAACCUGGGACUAGCCGUGGCGACGUCGAUGCACCUGACCAACAGUAGCGAGCCCAUGGGUGCGGGAUCUUCCACUGCAAUCGACUAUAAAACCGAACCGAGCGACAUUAAUUAUUACGCUAAUUCUAGCGUCGACACAAUGAACCAGAGCGAAUCUUUUUUCACAACUUUCAUCGAUGAACAAUUGUGGAGCGAAGAUCUUGCCUUCAAUGUCAGCGACGGUGCGUACGGCAGCGCUGGAUCGUCGGCGGGUGCGGUUGGAGCAAGCAACGGUGCGACGGGCUUGCCAGUUGGAGGCGUCCACCAGGGCGCAGAACCAGUGGUAGGGGUGAAUGGUCUCGGGUCCACCGGAGCUGGUCCGAUGGUCCAGUCGACGGUGGUGGCGGCGACAACGACGGCGGCCGCGGCGACGGCGGCAACGACAGUGCCGGGGCCCACGGCUGGGGCCACGGGUAGCCUACUGGGCGCGACGGACGAGCGCAUGGACGCGUCCAGCGACAGCGCGGUCAGUAGCAUGGGCAGCGAGCGCGUACCCUCGCUCAGUGACGAGUGGAUGGAGACCGGCUCCAACUCCAGCCACACGCAGGCUGACUCACACUACGCGAUGGAUUACGCGGCUGCCGCCGCCGCUGCCGCUGCCUCUUCUUCAGGGAAGUACCGACUGCCGUACGAUUGCGGCUAUUCGCACCAGCCAUCGAGCGGGCGACACUCAGUGCAGCGUAGCUCCUGCCAUCAGACAGUAGCGGCGGCUGACCGGGGCGGCUUGGUGCCCGUCGCCCAGAAGAAGCACCACAUGUUUGGGAAGCGCUGCUUCCAGGAGCAGGGUCCGAUGAGCGGUUCACCGACUGGUACCGCGGCCGCGACGCUCAAGUACGAUUACGAGGCUGGCCAGGGCGCGGUGGCAGCUGGGCCCCCCGGGCUCGCCUACAGUGGCCCCAUCGAGGGUGCCAGUGGACUACAGUCGGAGAUCAAGUACAGCUGCAGUAUUGACUUUGCCAGGCACCAACCAUCAGUGCGUUCGGGCUUGGAGCACGUGCAGCACAACCACACGUAUCACAUGCCACCAGAGAGCUCCGGAUCCUUGCAGAGGCCCGUCUCUCGCGACAAAAAAGCAGGGCGCAGCAGUGGAAGCAAAAGCGAAGCCGACGAGCACUUGACGCGAGACGAGAAGCGGGCGCGCGCCCUCAACGUGCCGAUCGCCGUGAACGACAUAAUAAACCUUCCGAUGGACGAGUUCAACGAGCGUCUGAGCAAGUACGAUCUGAGCGAAGCUCAGCUCUCGCUGAUCCGUGACAUUCGGCGCCGCGGCAAGAACAAGGUGGCCGCGCAGAACUGCCGCAAGCGCAAGCUCGAUCAAAUAAACUGCCUGAGCGACGAGGUCAAGGAGAUGCGCACCCGCAAGAUGCGUCUGCUCAGCGAGCGCAGCUACAUUGACCAGGAGCUCAGGCGCGUCCACGACAAGUACAGUCGCCUCUACAAGCACAUCGUCGACGAGCUGACUCGGCGGAACGGGCCACAAUACUCCUCGGGUAUAACCCUGCAGCAGACGGCCGAUGGCAACAUAAUCGUGCUCGAGCGCUCAACGCAGGGAGACGGCCACUACAUGCCCGUCAGGCUUGACCAUCAACCGAGAACGGGUGCUAAACCAGAGAACCAAACAGCCCUCCAGCCACAACAUCACCAUCAUCACCAGAACCAUCACCAGCACAAUCAUCAUCAUCACCACCACCAGGAGCACAAGGAGUGAUUUACCGAGCCGCAUCGUGAACUCGUAUCAUCGUCUGACUCGGCUACACUCAUAUGUUGGGAGGCCUUUAAUAUAAAUUUGUAUAAUACAUAAGUUUCGAAACUUCUGAAUCUACCAUCAAUGAAAGACACGUGGUUUACAUAUAAUAUUAUCUCUUACGCAUGGGAUCAUCAUCAUUUUAUCACCACACCACGCGAUGUGGUGAAAACGCGCACCCGCUUUACCAUUGACGUAUUUACUAAUUAAAGUCCCUCCAAUGUACCUGUGGCUAUGACAUGUUUAAAUAUAUAUAUAUAUAUACCAUACACGCACAUACAGACAAUAGGUAAUGACUUCAUUGGUUGUAUCUAUUUGUGAUGUGAUCGCCAGUUAAAAAUACAGGAUGAUCAAAUAUUUGAACUCUAGAGCAUAUUGCUGCAACCAUACAAAUUUACCACCUCAUAUAAAAUUACAUCGAGUUCAAAUCCCAAUAUGCCGUUAUGUGUUACCACUCGUAUGGGGCUAUGCAUAUAUAUGCAUACUAUACCCGAUUGACGUCGCCGCUACCUAUAAUUUACGUUACUUAUCAGUUUGCCGAUGUCGCUGUCGGUGAAACCGAAAGGAGAGAUAAAAAAUCUACUUUAAAAGAUGUACAUACCUACUUUAAUACAACUCAUAAAUCUACACAUACACUACGCAAUCGCAUCGGGAUGUUUUUUAACUCAUAAAAUGCCCGUCAUACUCGCCGUCAUCAAUACCGAUCAAACAUACGCAUAUGAUCGAUUUCAUCGGAACUGACGGCUGGGGCUUUAUUUGGUGCAAACAUGUUAUUAUGAUUAAUACGUACAAUUAAGUAUAGCAUAUAUAUAUUUAUUUGCCAAGGAGAGAAUUAGGAGGUAGAAUAAUAGCUCAUUAUGUAUCUGUCGAGUUUUUGGUUAAAAAAAAAGAAAAGAAAA